AUGUCUUCGUCCGUUGAUCUAAAACCUGCUGAAAAUUUGACUCAGUAUCUCGAAAACUACUUUGAGAAACCCAUUCGGGCUGCUGUUAUACGGAUUUCGAACGAGAGCUCUUUUGAGGUUUCCGAUACUGUGGACAAAAGCUCUUCCUUUGAAUCAGAUUUUGAGAAGAUUCGUCAGGUAUUGCUCGCUUCUUCCGAGCCCGCCUUCGUUUUGGUUCAUGAUCAAAACCGUAAUGAUCUUUUGCAAUUUAUUUCUUAUGUACCUGAAUCGGCUAAUGUUCGAAACAAAAUGCUCUAUGCCUCCAGUCGUUCUGGUUUAAUUCGCAUUGUCAAUAUGUCAAAAAUCGACAAAUCUUUCUUUGCUAGUACCACUGAGGAGCUAAGCUAUAAGUCGUUUUUUGACCAGAUCACAAAAGAAACUGACUCAGCACCUCUUCGUCAAGACGAAAAAGAAAGACAACAAGUUGAUGAGUCUUUACAAUCUUCCACAUCUCAAAAGCGUUCUUUAGUUACUGGAGGUAUAGCAAUGGAAAUAAACGACGAUGCUUUGGAAGGCAUAAAGAAGCUUCGCUCUGUCCCUCAAAAUACCCUUCUACUUUUUUCUGUCCGAGACGAAGUAAUUUGCCUAGAAGAUGAGAAAGCAAACAUCGCUGCUUCUGAUGUAAAGUCCUUCUUUCACCCUUCUGAACCGAGAUUUGGUUUUUACUCCCAAUCUAAGGAUGAAAAACUAAAAAAUUUGUUCAUUUACAUAUGCCCUAUGCAAUCCUCUGUAAAAAACAGAAUGGUCUACUCGUCUUGCAAACUCGCAUUCCUGAACAAGGUUGAAGAGGAGUUUGGCGUAAGCAUAGAUGGAAGGUUGGAAUCAAACGAUUCUGCUGACUGCACCGAAAAGGAAAUUUUUCAAGCUUUAGGUCUUAUUGAUACCUCAAAAGAGUCAAAAGAGUCGAACGCAAGGUCUGGCUUUUCUAGACCCCGUCCUCCUCGUAGACGCUAA
This is a messenger RNA of Schizosaccharomyces osmophilus, 993 nucleotides long. RefSeq names its product twinfilin (gene twf1). The record is from RefSeq and is a predicted model, not a curated record. The transcript is spliced from 7 exons. NCBI's taxonomy places the organism in Eukaryota, Fungi, Ascomycota, Schizosaccharomycetes, Schizosaccharomycetales, Schizosaccharomycetaceae. Gene Ontology annotation, molecular function: actin monomer binding; actin filament binding. Gene Ontology annotation, biological process: barbed-end actin filament capping; actin filament depolymerization. Gene Ontology annotation, cellular component: cytoplasm; actin filament. Bases 1 to 993 code for a protein of 330 amino acids.